Molecule: messenger RNA, 2761 nt
Organism: Rhododendron vialii
Lineage: Eukaryota; Viridiplantae; Streptophyta; Magnoliopsida; Ericales; Ericaceae
Product: U3 small nucleolar RNA-associated protein 18 homolog
Exons: 2
Coding region: 784-2493 (569 amino acids)
Biological process (GO): rRNA processing
Cellular component (GO): Pwp2p-containing subcomplex of 90S preribosome; small-subunit processome
Molecular function (GO): protein binding
Source: RefSeq, a predicted model, not a curated record
AGGGUUUUCCAUACUUCCGGUCCUAUUUUCACUUCUCACUUCUCAGUGAGGGAGAGGCGGCGAUUUAGAUCUGGGGUCUCUCUCUCUCUCUCUCUCUCUCUCUCUCUCUCUCUGUGUGUUUAACCAUGCUUGCAAAUUGCAUCAUCUAACUGAUCAGAUCUGUUUUCCACUCUAUUCCAACCAAAACCCAUUUUCUAGGUUUCUUAGCCGAAGAAAAACCCAGCUGAAGAAUAACAUUGGAGCGUUCGUUUUCACAGAGGUUACUUCUCUCUCUCUUGAUGUGCUUCCAUUUCUUCUGAUCUCUGCUGUAACCCCGAAGCCCACUGCAUUCACAUCUGGGUUUUUGUUUUCAGUUCAAAUUUGAAUCCGUAGGAGUCCAUUUCCGUUGUAUUUGUGCUUCAUCUUUUAGUUGUAUUUUUCCUAUUCCAUUCGGUUCGGGGAUUACCCGAAAAUCGAAUGGCUCGGAAACGGUUUCAUUCUUCCCUCCUGAACGGGGCGGAUAUGGGCGGAACUUUGGGUUCGGAAUCGGGGACGGAAAAUCCAAUUUCCGCCCCGAAUGCCUCAAAUGCCAGCCCAUUGGGAUUAUUUAUGCCGGACAAAAAAAAACACACGGAAGGGAACUUCCCAAGAAUUGCAAAAAUGCCACUGAUAUAAAACCAUCGCUUCCACGCUGCUUCUCCACUUUUCUUCUUCUCGCCGCGCCUUCUCUCUCUACAUCAGGGCAGCUCUGAGGCGAUUCGUGACGAACUUCUUCCGAACCUGAAAUAAACAUAUUACGAAAAGAUGAGUUUGAUUUCUCAAAAUGCGCUUCCUAAAGUCCAAAUUGAGAAGAUCAAAAGGAAGGUUUCUGACCAGCCUUCAGUACUGGAAGGUGACCAAGAGGUUGGAGAUCGAAAAGAGGAUGAGCCAGAUACGUACAAAGUCAAGAAGAGAAAGGAAAAGCGCAAUGAAGAGGAGGACAAGCAGUUGGAAAUUGAGCAGGAAAAAGAAAUGAAGAAGUUGGAAAACUCUUUGUUUGGUUCUCUGUACUCCCCGGUUGAGUUUGGGAAGGAAGAUGAUGAAGAAUUGAGGUACGGAAUUGACGAAAGCUCUGCGUUGUUCUUUACGGAUAGGUCUGCGAAUAGCGUACUCUCUGUUUAUGAAGAUGAUGCAGGUCUCAGUCAAAGUAGUGAUGAUGAGGAAGGAACUGGCCAAAGGAAACCUGUAUGGGUGGAUGAUGAGGAGGAAAAGACCAGUAUAAAUAUAGCUAAAGUCAACAGAUUGAGGAAACUGCGGAAGGAAGAAGAUGAAAGUGUCAUCUCUGGUUCCGCCUACAUCUCCAGAUUAAGGGCUCAGCACGUGAAGCUGAACCCGGGCACAGAGUGGGCCCAACUGGAUUCAAGGUCAAGGAAUUACAGCUCUGAUGAAGACAACCCUGAAUAUGAAAAUGAGGCAGUUUUGGCACAGGGUUAUAAGGAUGUUGAAGGUGUCGACGACAUUCUUCGAUCUACUGAGGACCUUGUUGUGAAAAGCACUGCGAAGUUGUUGCCAGGACUUCUUGGGUACUCAAGCUUAGUUGAUGCAAAUGCAGAAGAUCGUUCUAGUGGUCCAAUAAAUUCAGUUCAGUUCCAUAGAAAUGCUCAGUUACUUCUUACCGGAGGUCUAGAUAAAAAGCUGAGAUUUUUUCAGAUAGAUGGGAAAAGGAACACCAAAAUACAAAGCAUUUUCCUAGAGGAUUUGCCUAUUCGAAAGGCGUGUUUCUUACCUGAUGGAUCUCAAGCAAUAGCAGCAGGGAGAAGAAAGUUCUUCUACUGUCUGGAUCUAGUGAAAGCAACUGUAGAUAAGAUUGGCCCCUUAACUGGGAGGGAGGAGAAGAGCUUGGAAGUUUUUGAGGUUUCGCCGGAUUCUAAUACAAUUGCCUUUGUGGGUAAUGAAGGGUAUAUCUUGUUAGUUUCAACAAAAACAAAGGAUCUAAUUGGAACACUUAAAAUGAAUGGAACUGCUCGAUCAUUAGCUUUCGCUAAUGAUGGGCAACAUUUGCUUAGCUCUGGUGGUGAUGGGCAUGUUUACCACUGGGAUUUGAGAACUAGGGCUUGCUUCCACAAGGCUGUUGACGAAGGUUGCUUAACUGGUACAUCUCUUUGUACUAAUCCAAGUGGAAGUUUGUUUGCAUCUGGUUCAGACAGCGGGAUUGUGAAUAUUUACAACAGAGAAGAGUUUUUGGGUGGAAAGAGGAAACCAAUCAAGACUAUUGAUAAUCUAACCACUAAGGUGGAUUUUAUGAAAUUCAAUAACGAUGCUCAGAUUUUGGCAAUCUGUUCAACCAUGAAGAAGAAUAGUCUAAAGCUGAUUCACGUACCAUCGUUUACCGUUUUCUCUAACUGGCCUCCUCCAAAUCGGAACUUGCAUUAUCCACGGUGUUUGGAUUUUAGUCCUGGUGGAGGCUUCAUGGCCCUGGGAGAUGCUGCUGGAAAAGUGGGGUUAUACAAGUUGCAUCACUACCAACAUGCAUAACACAGAAGAGCACUGGUUGCUUAUUUUGUUUUAAGUCUUUUCCGUUAACUUUCUGUAGUCCUGUAUCUGAAUUUUGAGCGGAGGCAAUUGGGUUUCAACCUGCCUUCUCGCACCACAGUUUUGAUUUCUGUAUGUUAAAAGAACCCAAUGUCUGCCCUGGUGGAUUCUUUCACAGGGGUCCGAUAAUUUUGCUGUAUGAUGGGUGGUUGAUGAGCUUCCAUUUGAGCAUCAAACUAGUUUUGGUUUAAGAGUUUUGAUUCGGUACCAA